AUGACCGGAGAAAUGACUGACGACAACAAACGACGCGGCAGGAGCUUCUGGAAGAGGAAUAAAGAAUUAAUACCGACAAUUGGUUGUGUCGAGAUGUUAAAACAGGCCAAACCUCUGGUCACCGACGCGAAGGAGUGCCAAACACUGGACCAGAUUGUGAACAACCUUAACAGUCGUAAGAAACCAUUUUUGGACAACCUUAAGCAAUUGGUGGGCGGCCCCGGCGACGACCUACGUAUGCACGCGCUCACCAAACCUACGCUCGACCGACAAAAAUUGAUGUACCGCGAAAUGAGUCGUGGUAACUUAGUGCGCAUGGUGCUCACCGAUUUGGUGCCCGUUUGGCGCACUCUAGAGAUCCGGAAGUACCUGAGAAACCAUCCCAAGUAUAGGCCGAGCCCUCUGUCCGACUAUUUAACGCAUAAGGACUUUGAUUUGCAACCGAUGUUUACGUUUUAUAAGUAUAUCAUUGACUCGCGUUCGCCAAACAUAAAGGACCCCGAAGAAAAUGAGUUGUUCGAAUUGACCAGAGAACUGAUCGAUGUCGAUUUGAAAUCUAUUUUAAUGCCGUUGAAUGAGUCGGUGAUUGCGAGUCCCUGUUUGAAUCAAACGAUUGCGGGCAAAGACCCGGACAAAUUAUAG
Molecule: messenger RNA, 642 nt
Organism: Medioppia subpectinata
Lineage: Eukaryota; Metazoa; Arthropoda; Arachnida; Sarcoptiformes; Oppiidae
Source: the annotation of a GenBank genome assembly